GGCGUCGCUUGGUCUCGCCUUCCGGGACUGUAGGUCGAGAUAUUUUUAACCAGCCCAGAACUUUCUAACAGAACUAUGACGAGCCGGUUAGGGCAAAAGACACGCGAGGAAACGCGAGACGGAAUGAACCUUGAGGACGCGAAAGGAAGAAACUGCGCGAGUUUGUUUACCUCAAGUUUGAAGUGUAACUCAGAUCUCAUGCCAGAGGUGGACGAAGUACACAGAUCAUGUACUUGAGUUAAAGUAGAGACACCCAAGCUCCAGAAUGACUGAGGCUGUGGACCGACUGCGUCUGCUUCAGUUUGUGCUGAUCCAAGCCCUGCUUCUCACAGGCUGCUCCAGUGAAAGUGACAGAAAUUAUGUUGAAUGUCAGAACAUAACUGGAACAGUUGGGAAACCAUUAACUCUGACCUGCAAUAUUACACGUGAUCCAAGCUGCAGCUGUACUCAAUACAAAUGGAUAAAGAAUGGAAUUGAGCUGAAAAGUGACACUGAUUGUGACGGGAAUCCCACAGUUAAUUACACAAUUCAGAAUCCAUCCAUGAAAGACAGCGGGACAUUUAGACUUUGGGUACAACUGACAUGUACAUCUAUUAAAGGGGAUCUCAGUGUGAUGUUAUCAGAGGAGGUCACUCCUGCACCACCAGAGGAGGUCACUACUAUACCACCAGAUUUCUUCGCUACUGCACCAGAAAUAAUUGCAUGUUUUGGCAUCAGCACCAGCACCAGCACCAGUCCUCAUUAUCGUAUAGAUAUCCUUUUUUUGGCCCUCCUGAGUAUCUUAGCCCUCAUUGGUUUGGUAGUUAUCUUCAGAAAGUAUAUUACAAAGGUUUUUCAGAGACUGUUCCAAGAGAGGCUGAACCUUGAACUCUUCAAGAAACAAAUCAUAUCGCAGGGAAUAGUGUGACAAGCUGUCUCACUAGUGCUAAUCAGUCAGUCAGAGACGAUAAACUGGGGUCAGUUUAAUGUGCACAUUAACACUGAACAAGUUUCCAGUAGUGCACCACUGUAAACCUGCUCAGUGUUAAGUGUUAAUUAAUUAAAUAUAAUUAUAUUUAAUUACUUAACACUGAUUAUAUAACAAUGUAUAUGUAUAUAUCUCGCUGAAAACCUUGUA
This is a messenger RNA of Pygocentrus nattereri (red-bellied piranha), 1117 nucleotides long. RefSeq lists its product as uncharacterized. Lineage: Eukaryota; Metazoa; Chordata; Actinopteri; Characiformes; Serrasalmidae. The transcript is spliced from 7 exons. The coding region runs from base 266 to 907 and encodes 213 amino acids. The record is from RefSeq and is a predicted model, not a curated record.